Messenger RNA from Saprolegnia diclina VS20, 2145 nucleotides. RefSeq lists its product as hypothetical. Gene Ontology annotation, biological process: microtubule-based movement. Bases 1 to 2145 code for a protein of 714 amino acids. The record is from RefSeq and is a predicted model, not a curated record. Lineage: Eukaryota; Oomycota; Saprolegniomycetes; Saprolegniales; Saprolegniaceae. The transcript has 10 exons. Gene Ontology annotation, molecular function: microtubule binding; microtubule motor activity; ATP binding.
AUGCCCAUCCUCGAGCCCGCGGACGGAGCGCCGCUCCUGCCGAUACCCGACUGGAUGAAGGCCAAGGCCCGGGGCGUCAGCACGCAGAGCGUCACGUGGCAAAAGCCAGCCGUGUACCACAGCAUGUCGAACCCACUGCGGGCCUCCAACUCGGGGGGCCUCAAGCCGCCAUCCAAGCUUGCACCGCUCGCCGACCUUGGCAGCAACCAGCAACAUGCGAUCGAGACCGAGUGGCCAAUUACGGCGGCGCCAAUCUCAAAAUCGUCGAGCUGUCCGCUGAGCUUGAGCCCCGUAAAGCCAUUGGCACUUCCCGUCGUGAGCUGCGACGCACCGACGCCGAGUCCGACGCUACCGACUUUCGUGCACCACGUACCGCGCGUUAUGGAAGCUUGCCCCGAGGAAACGAGUGGGAGCUUUGAGGCCAUGCCCAGCGGCGCCGCGAGCGUCAACAUACCUCUUCGGCAGUCGCGUCUGUACAGCGAUGUGAACGGGUCCACCAACAAGUGGCGCGCCCGCGCGAUCGUGAAUCCUUUUGCAAAGCGCAAGGCAGCAGCCAACAACGAGCCCAGCCCAAUCGCGCCCGAGCCAGCAGUGACUGAAGUCCUGCCCCGCAACACACCGAUCAUCAAGUCUUCGUUCAAGAUGCAGCCGACGAACCAAGACGAGCCAGCCAUGGAGGUACCAAGCAGCACGCAUCACCCACCGAGCAAGGUGCAGCAUAGCCCACCUCGGGUAGCACCGCCCCGAGUACAGAAAAUGUCGAGCAACUCUGACCAGGGGAACGUCAGUUUGAUGCAGCCCGAGGCGGCGCCAGCGCAGAGGCGUGCAGUGACGCCAGACGUCAUGGUGCGGACACCGUCACCGCCGCCAUCGCCCAAAUGGGACGGUGAAAUGGCACCGCGGCCCAAGAAGACGCAGCCCAAACGCCCCAUCAAAGGCAAGGCGUCGUGCGUCGGUGCGCUCGCCGAGAUCCAGCGCAAGCGGGAAGAGCGGCGUGCGCUUCAAGUGCAAGAGAAGAACCGCAAGGACGCAGAGCUCAAGGAGCACGGUGACGAUACCGGGUACAAAUUCCGGCGCCUCAUCAAGGUGUACCGAGCGACGUUGCCGAAACGAGAUCCCGCCAUGCGGCGUCCGCUUGUGAGCACCAGUAAGCUCAGUGUAUUUGUGCGAAAGCGCCCGCUAAGCAAGAAAGAGCUCGCUGCCAAAGGGUACGAUGUGAUAACGUGCACUCAAGCCGCGUCCCUGUUGUGCCACGAGCCAAAAUUCAAGGUUGAUAUGAGCGAGUCCCUCGAGAACCACGCGUUCGCCUUUGACGGGGUCUUUGACGAAGCCGACGACAACGACGUCAUAUACAAACACUCGGUUGGUCCAUGGAUCCCGUCGCUUCUGCAGUCGAACGGCAUUCUCACCGUGUUCGCAUACGGCCAAACGGGCUCGGGCAAGACCUAUACCAUGAAAUCCGUGUACCGUCAAGCCGCGAGCGACUUGUUUGCGCAACUCGCUUCGUCUUCGAAAGGCCGCAUCGUCGUCGGCGUUAGCUUUUACGACAUUUACAAAAAUGGCGUCUGCGACCUCCUCAACCAGCGCAAGAAGGUCCAAGCACUUGAAGACAACGACGGCGUUGUGCAGCUCUUGGGCCUCACCGAAGUGCAGACAACGUCUGCUGCGAUGCUUAUGGAGCUCGUCGAGAAGGGCGAGGCAUCUCGCAUCACGAGUAUCAACGGCGUCCACGACGACUCUUCGCGUUCCCACGCCAUCUUGCGUGUCACACUGUAUGCUGGGAAUGCCACUCAAAGUAGCCCGCUGGGCACGGCCGAAGCGCGCCUGUCGAUGGUCGACUUGGCCGGCAGCGAACGAGCGUGCGAAACUCAAACCGACGACAAGUCGACUCGCAUGGAAGGCGCGGAGAUCAACAAGAGUCUUCUCGCGCUAAAAGAAUGCAUUCGCGCCAUGGACAUUGGCGCCAAGCACCUGCCGUUCCGCCAAAGCAAACUCACACAAAUUCUCCGCGACAGCUUUAUGUGCGAGACGUCCAAGACGGUCAUGAUCGCAACCGUGUCGCCGUGCUCGGAGCAUUCAAACCACACACUCAACACGCUGCGGUACGCGGACCGCCUCAAAGAGAUCAAUUCGCGGGAGGAUUAG